AUGGAUUCCGUGGAGAUUAUUAAAAGCCAGCACUGCCCAUAUUUGCCUCAAGAUCCGAUGUUUGAAAUAUUGACGAGGGUUUCACUUGAAACCCUGGAACGAUGCAGGCUGGUGAGCAAAGAGUGGAACCAUGUAACCUAUGAGCCGAGUUUUAUGAAGCUUUAUUGCAAAAGGAAUGGAAUUCUUUCAGGGUUCUUCAUCCAAUGCCUUGGCUUGAAGUUAUAUACUGCCUUUGCUUCUCAGGGAAACCCCUUCCAAGACAGGUCACUGUCCUUAGAUAUGUUGCCCGUGCUGGCAAUUGUUCGAGCCGUGUCAAAUCAGGGUUUGGUCUACUGUGAGAGCCUCAGAUCAAGAUUUCACUAUGUUUGCAAGCCAACUACGGGCGAAUGGGUGAAAAUACCAAACCCCAAAACAAGGUUUACUACUUACAGAAACGCAAUGGUGGUUCUCCAUUCUCGCCCCUUGCAUUACAAGGUAGUUCGACUCUCAGAGCCCAAGGAUGCUUCACGGGGUUGCACCAUCAUAUGUGAGAUUUUUGAUUCGGAAAAAGGUGCUUGGAAGAGGUUAGAGAACAUAAAAUCAUCUGGUUUUGUGCUGUUGAGUGAAGCACCUCCAGUUUUUGCUAGCGGAGCAUUCCAUUGGUUCACAUUUAGCCAGCAGAUAUUUGCCUUCGACAUUAACAGCGAAAAGUGGGAGCUGAUUGACUUGCCAGAAAAUUUCACUGACGAGACCACUUUUUAUCUUAAAAAGGCGCUUGUCCAGUACGAAGGAAAACUAGCUCUUUUAAGGUAUGCCAUGGAUGUGGACAAAGUGGAAAUAUGGGUGAUGGAAAAUUAUUCGAGAAGAACUUGGAAGCUGGCGAGGGAGAUUGUCAACAGUGCCUAUGAGGAUACCAUCGUUCAUCUUUAUAGGAGUGAUGUUGCGGUUGUGAUCAACUAUAAGGAUUUGGUUUGGUAUGACUUAAACAACGGAACUUCAACCACUACCAAGGGGAGCCACAUUUUCUUUUCUCGCAAUGUUUACCCAUUCGAAUCGGAUUAUGAACCCAUGUUUUAG
Molecule: messenger RNA, 1056 nt
Organism: Theobroma cacao (cacao)
Lineage: Eukaryota; Viridiplantae; Streptophyta; Magnoliopsida; Malvales; Malvaceae
Product: F-box protein At5g49610-like
Molecular function (GO): protein binding
Source: RefSeq, a predicted model, not a curated record